UUUUCCACGAGGCCAACACCAGUGAUGCAAAAGACUGCUUGAGGAAAAUUGCUCUGGUACCCGAACUGCAUGGCUGGGUGAAUUCUCAGGUAGCAGAGCAGUUGUUCUCCAAAAUGAGAAGGAAUAACUACUUUCUAAAUAUGAUGUCUCCGGGGAGCCAUAUUUUUCUCAUGCGCUCUAUCAUUCAUCAUCACAACACCAUGUUGAAUGAGAAGACCCUGGCUGACAUUCAUAAAAUCUCAUCAGCAGACAUCACACUGGAUUCAUCUGGAAAGGCCAUAAUGGCAAAUACGCUUUUUCUGAGCGGAACUUCACUUCCAGCACAUCCCAAAGUGCAAUUGGACCCAGCGAACAUUAACCAGUGUUCAGGGAAAUGUGAGGCCAUGACAAUCAUUUCAUCGUUAAAGCCCUGCAGAGCCUCAUGGAGUGUAAAGGGUCGUCAUCCGCUUCAGGAGCAGCUGAUCAAUUAUGUCCUGGAUGUUACGAGACCUGGAAAUGAGCUCAUCAUCAAAGACGGACCAACUUGCCUUUCCAGAAGUGACAUCUUGACCCUGGGACUUCAGAGAGAAAUGGAGGCAAUGGUACUUAACAACUGUACAUUUUACUGAUGAAAGCAUGUUUUCAUGUUUUCAAAAUCAUUAAGAAUUCAUUGUAUGAUGCUGUUUGUAAACUACAUCAACGGGUAGGGAAUGGGUGCCUCAGGCUGGUCCGGGAGAUGGCAAAUAUGCAGGGAAGGGAUGUUUUUGUUGCAGACCUGCAUGUCACCCCAACAUGGCUCCCUCCCACCAACUGCAAUCCCCUGCUCCAUUUCCCAAAAGAUGCUGACCAGAAAGAUGCCCUCAUCAUCCCUCUGUGGAUUUCAGGGCAUUUUCUUCUGAGUAGGUGUUGCACAGCAGAUUGCUGUGGGAGCCUGGACGGAGAAGACUGCUCUGGAUUUGGAGGGUGUUCCUAAGCAGACACAUGGCAAUGAUUGUGGUGUCUUCAUGAUAAUGUAUGCCUGGUACAUUGCCAUGGAUGCUUGCUUUGACUUCAGUGUUGAUGACAUGUGUCUCCUGAGAAGAUGGUGGUGUAUUGACCUAUUAGAAAACCUUGGGCUGGAAGGGUACGGAAGGAAGUUUGCCCAUUUUACAGAAGAAGGAAAGGCAAGCCUUCGUGACAAUGUACCACCGGUAUUCAGGAUCACACGAAAAAGAAAACACGAAAGCAACACCAUGAGUCCACAGGACACCGACCCUGCCACUGACCACAUUUACAGUAAGAGGCCUUACAGCUUUCCACCCAGAGAGCAGGUUAAUGACAAUAAUGACAGCAUGGACCAACAUGAUGUGGUCACCACAACCAGAGACGUUGGGAUCCUGAGUGAAGACGCAUCUUUCGACAGGCUUGUGGAAAGGGCUCAGCAAGCUGAACACCAUAGAAGAGUCACUAGUGACCUUCUUGUAACGUUCAUCACUCAGGAUAACGGCCUACUCCAACAUCUUGAAGCGGUCAUCACAGGAAAAGUUACAUCCUCCUGGGCAACAUCAAAGGGCAGGGUGAUAAUUUUCUUUGAGGAGGAUGAGCAGCUGGACAGAGUGCUGGGCUUCUUGACAAGCCUGGUUGAAGCACAGACAACCAGAUGUCACAAUCAAGUGGCAUUUGUUAUGGAUGAGCUUCUGCCAGAGGCAACAGUCCACGCCCUUUCAGCUGUCCAUGCAGUUUCCAUUGACAGAGCCAUGGAAAUGUAUAAAUGUGGACUGCAGUAUGACUUGAGUGAGAAACGGCUGUUGGCUCAUUACAUGGAAAAAAACAUGAGCAAGGAGGCACUACAGCAACUACAAAAAUAUGCUGAAAAACUCAGAAGAGCUCUGGACUCUGAGGAGUUUUUGAAGAGGCUGUAGUAUCUAUUAGCGGCUGGACCUCGGAUGGCAGAGGCAUGAGAGACGCACUGGAGAGCAGACUGAGAGCAGGGGAGCAGUACGGGAGCAGGAGAACAGGAGUAAAAGACGAGACGCACGAGCCGUGUUUGGCCCCGGGCUGCAUGAUUGUGUGGUGGGGUUAAAAAAAAAUAAAAGAACCCGGGUCGUAUGGGCGUGUUUUGUAAGGGGCGUGGUUUGUAGCGGCUCUGGCUUGGCUCUGGCUGCAGCUAGCCUUGGUUUGUUCAGAGCGUGAGACAAAGGUGACUCAGAUAUGUGACAGUUGGCAAUCCUGAUACGUGGCCUCAUUGAAUAGAGCCUGUUAUACCUGUUGCCUCCACCUCCUGAGGUAAUCGCUGAUGAGAUUUUUUUUGGCAAACAACACUAUUAAAAACCCAGCCCUCUGACUACGCAGAACAGGCACAUAGACAACAUUCUUGUUACAUUACUCUGUACAAUAUGUCUUCUGUCUUUUAUAAGGCAUUUUUUAUGAUUACAUCAUCCUCCAUUCAACAUUAAAAUGGGUUUAGUGUUUUAUAGUCACAGAUGCGCCUUCAAAAGCGACUCACCCCACUGAGACGCCUCAUUUGGCACGUAGGAGUGUUUAAUGU
Messenger RNA from Epinephelus moara (kelp grouper), 2506 nucleotides. RefSeq lists its product as uncharacterized. The coding region runs from base 984 to 1880 and encodes 298 amino acids. NCBI's taxonomy places the organism in Eukaryota, Metazoa, Chordata, Actinopteri, Perciformes, Serranidae. The transcript is spliced from 18 exons. The record is from RefSeq and is a predicted model, not a curated record.